This is a messenger RNA of Vigna umbellata (rice bean), 1561 nucleotides long. It is a transcript of the gene NF-YC2, whose product is annotated as nuclear factor Y, subunit C2. The record is from RefSeq and is a predicted model, not a curated record. NCBI's taxonomy places the organism in Eukaryota, Viridiplantae, Streptophyta, Magnoliopsida, Fabales, Fabaceae. Gene Ontology annotation, molecular function: protein heterodimerization activity; DNA-binding transcription factor activity, RNA polymerase II-specific; RNA polymerase II cis-regulatory region sequence-specific DNA binding. Gene Ontology annotation, biological process: regulation of transcription by RNA polymerase II. Gene Ontology annotation, cellular component: nucleus.
CUCUAGAACCUCCACACACAAACUUUGAUUUCAAACGCACACACACUCUUCAACUUCACUGUCUACCUCCUUAUAUUGAAACCAAACCCCACUCUUCUCUCUUUACCCUUACUUUCUCUCGCCUAGGGUUUUCUCCACCAUUGACCCCACACUCCAACGCAUAGCCUCGCCCAAUUUUUAUGGAUGUUAAAGAUAUAGCAUAAUUUUGGCCUUAGAUUCAUCUUACCUGCUAAGUGACGGGAAGCUGUAGAACUAUAGAGAGGACAGUUUGAAGGUAAAAUCUUAAAGCAGCAAAUCAUCAUGAAUAAAUCAGAGGGGACUCGGCAGCGGCAACAGCAACAACAGCAGCAGCAUGUGAUGGGAGUUGCUGCAGGUGCUAACCAAAUGACCUAUUCUCACUACCAGACUGCUCCCGUAGUGGCUGCUGGCACACCUGCUGUAGCUGUUCCUUCCCCAACACAGGCUCCUGCUGCCUUCUCUAGUUCUGCACACCAGCUUGCUUACCAGCAAGCUCAACAUUUCCACCAUCAACAACUGCAGCACCAACAGCAGCAGCUGCAAAUGUUCUGGUCUAAUCAAAUGCAAGAAAUCGAGCAAACCAUUGACUUUAAAAAUCACAGUCUUCCUCUUGCUCGAAUUAAAAAGAUAAUGAAAGCUGAUGAAGAUGUCCGAAUGAUUUCAGCAGAAGCUCCAGUCAUAUUUGCAAAAGCAUGUGAAAUGUUCAUAUUAGAGUUGACAUUACGUUCUUGGAUUCACACAGAAGAGAACAAGAGGAGAACCUUACAAAAGAAUGAUAUAGCAGCUGCUAUUUCAAGAAACGAUGUUUUUGAUUUCUUGGUUGAUAUUAUUCCAAGAGACGAGUUGAAAGAGGAAGGACUUGGAAUAACCAAGGCCUCUAUUCCAUUAGUGGGUUCUCCUGCUGAUAUGCCCUAUUACUAUGUACCUCCACAGCACCCUGUGGGACCUCCUGGGAUGAUAAUGGGAAAGCCAGUUGAUCAAGCAGCGCUAUAUCCUACACAGCAGCCUCGACCUACCAUGGCUUUCAUGCCAUGGCCCCAUACACAACCUCAGCCACAGCAACCACCCCAACAACAACAAACAGAUUCAUGAUGAUUAUGUGCAUUCAAUUAGGUUUGGGAAGUAGCAUGCAUCUUUUGAUUACAAAUUUACUUGAUGCCUUUCGGCAGUAGUUUAGGGUUAUGUAUUGAAGAAAGCCACAGAUUGUUUGAGGAAUUUUGCACUCAUUUGUGAUUGUAUGAACUCUCUUAAAGAUUAGUGUGAUAGUUGAUUUAGUUUGCAGCUGUCCAUAACUAGUCUUAGGUGCUUAAUUAGGGAGUCAAAUGCUAAAAAAUAGUUUUUGUAAUGUUAUAGCAGAAAGUAGGUCUAAUUCAGUAUUCCAUUUCAUUCCAAUGGCUGAAUUAUAUAUGCUCGUCUGCUUUUUUCUUGUCACUUGUAUUACGUGUUAAAAGACAAAUGAGCGCGGCUCUAGUGCUUUAACCUUUGGCUGGAUAUGAAGUUUUACAAAUUCUAAUGUUUUCAACUACAUUGUAGUCAUCUUAAA